AUGGUUAAUGCGAAAGUAGAAGUUGUAGUUAAUGUAGAAGUCGGAGUUGUAAUUCACGUUAUAGAUUUGAACAGUCUAGCUGAAAUUUCAGAGGAAAAGGAUCUGUUGCGGCAACUGCAAGCACCACCCACUGGCAGCAUUAAUAAUGUUAUUGCACCUCAGCCUCAGGCAAUACGACCGGUUGGCUCCAGUAUAAGCGUUGGCUCAAUCAAUGAAGACCCAAACCCAAGUUUGACCCCCGUGGUUCAGAAGAAACCGAAGGAAGUUGAGGAGGAGGUGGAGUCGGAGGCCUUGCUAGCAGUCAUAUCAUACUCGAACAACAAAGUUAGAAUGGCGAAUUCGGCGUACAAGGAGAUGGAGGGACAGCCGGAGUGUUCGUGGGUUGAUUCGAUGGUUGCCAGCUCGAGCAAAAGGAUCAGUGGGGAGGUGAUGCUUCAUCUAUCUGACUCGAGCGUACCGGUUUUAUCAUCUAAUGGGUUUUCCUGUUGGGUGAGGAUAGAAUGGGGAAGUGAGGGGAAGCAAAGCUCAAUAAAUGCUUUAUGUGAUGUGAUUAGGCUAUCCUGCGAGUCCAAGAACUACCUCUUCACAUGGAGGUUCCACACCCAUACCAGAGAGGCUUCUCAGUCCAGUUGUAACAUGUGA
Corylus avellana is the source of this 642-nucleotide messenger RNA. The record is from RefSeq and is a predicted model, not a curated record. NCBI's taxonomy places the organism in Eukaryota, Viridiplantae, Streptophyta, Magnoliopsida, Fagales, Betulaceae.